AUGGCCCUCUACGAACGCGACAAAUCCCGCCACAAGAAGUACCUCUACCUCGACCCGCCUCGCCCCGGCCUCCACGAGCGCCGCCGCAAAGUAACCACCAUCGUCCCGGCCCGGGUACCCACCCCUCCCCCCCCCGUUGUCCUCCAACCUCUUCCUCCCCCCCCUCCCACUCCGGUUGUCCUUCAACCCCUCCCCCCUCCCCCCCCAGUAGUCGUGGAACCAUGCCCUCCCCCUCCCCCUCCACCCCCGGCCCCAAUAGAGGAAGACGACACAAUCGACGUCAUAGCCGUAGACGUCGACCCCUCCGAAACGUCCAAAUCUUCCAAAUCCCGCAAAUCCCGCCGCAAAAGGCGUUCCCACUCCCCUCGCAGGGAAACUCGCGAAAGGGAGGUGAUCAUCGAGCGGGAACGGCUUGUCCCUUAUGAGGUUCACGUGCCUUACCCUGUUGAUAGGGAGCGGAUUGUUGAGGUGGAGGUUCCGGUUCCUUACCCGGUGGAGAGGGAGAAGGUUGUUGAGGUGGAGGUGCCGAUGCCGUAUCCGGUUGAGAAGGAGAAGGUGGUGGAGGUGGAGGUGCCGGUGCCGUAUGAGGUUCAGGUGCCGGUGCCGUAUGAGGUCAAGGUGCCGGUUCCGAUGCUGCCGGCGCCGAGGACGCCGAGCCCGCCGUUGAGGAAGAGGGAGACGUAUAGGUAUGUUGAGGGGUUGGAGAGUAAGAUUCCGAUGAGGGAGGUCAGGGGGGUGGAGGGGUUGGAGAAUAGGAGGCCGGAGAGUGGGAUUAGGGGGGUGGAGGGGUUGGAGAGUAGGAUUCCGAUGAGGGAGGUGAGAGGGGUGGAAGGAUUGGAUAGGAGGGGGCCGGAGAGUGGGAUUAGGGGGGUGGAGGGACUUGAAAGUAAGAGGCCGGAGAGUGGUAUUAGAGGUGUGGAUGGAUUGGAAAAUCGGAGACCGGAGAGUGGAAUCAGAGGCGUGGAUGGAUUAGAAAAUCGGAGGCCGGAGAGUGGAAUCAGGGGCGUGGAUGGCUUGGAAAGUCGGAGGCCGGAGAGUGGAAUCAGAGGUGUCGAGGGGCUUGAAAGCAAGGUCCCUACUGGAGGUAUCAGAGGAGUUGAAGGGCUGGAGAAUCAUGUUCCUAAGGGAGGUAUCAGAGGAGUAGAAGGAACCGAGAGCAGAGUCCCUAGGGAAAGCAUUAGGGGUGUGGACGGAUUGGAAAGCAGGGUUCCUACUGGUGGUAUUCGGGGUGUGGAGGGUAUGGAGAGCAGAGUGCCACGUGAAAGUAUUAGGGGCGUUGAGGGUAUGGAGAGCAGAGUACCGCGAGACAGUAUUAGAGGUGUUGAAGGCAUGGAAAGCAGGGUACCAAGAGAUAGUAUCAGGGGCGUCGAAGGCAUGGAAAGUAGGGUUCCUCGGGACAGCAUCAGGGGUGUCGAAGGAAUGGAAAGCAGAGUCCCCAGAGAUAGCAUUCGCGGCGUCGAGGGUAUGGAUAGCAGAGUGCCUCGAAGCAGUGUGAGAAGGCUGAACAGGAUGAGGGAUAGGAGCUGCGAUAGUCAGAGCUCUGUGGAUGAGAGGGACAGGGUGAGGAUUACAGUUGCGGAGAGGGAGCGGGAGAGGAUAAGAAGGGAGAGUUCAGUGUCGAGUGUGGGAGGCAGGGAGUACAGGCACGAACGUCGUGGUGGAUGUGAUUGCCACCACUACUAUGGCCAUGGUCGACACGGGCCUGAUUGCGAGCAUAUCCAUAUUCACAGCAGAGAGAGGAUUUAUGAGAGAGACAGGAAUAGCGACGUCAGUCUCAUGAGGGAGGAGUCUCGAGGACGGUAUGGGGAUUUUAGAUGUUGA
This is a messenger RNA of Podospora bellae-mahoneyi, 1821 nucleotides long. RefSeq lists its product as uncharacterized. NCBI's taxonomy places the organism in Eukaryota, Fungi, Ascomycota, Sordariomycetes, Sordariales, Podosporaceae. Bases 1 to 1821 code for a protein of 606 amino acids. The transcript has a single exon. The record is from RefSeq and is a predicted model, not a curated record.